This is a messenger RNA of Rhagoletis zephyria (snowberry fruit fly), 2682 nucleotides long. Its product is annotated as venom dipeptidyl peptidase 4. Gene Ontology annotation, molecular function: dipeptidyl-peptidase activity; serine-type peptidase activity. Gene Ontology annotation, cellular component: plasma membrane. The record is from RefSeq and is a predicted model, not a curated record. Lineage: Eukaryota; Metazoa; Arthropoda; Insecta; Diptera; Tephritidae. Gene Ontology annotation, biological process: proteolysis.
CAAUUGGGUGGCUGGCUGAUCGUGGCUUAUCAUUUCAGAGUGCUGUUGCGGCCUGUUGGAGCACAGUUGAGCGGUGGCAGUCAAGUGCAACGGUUGUGUGGUGCGCGCAAAGUAAGACUCGUGAAAUUUAGGGGAGACAAAAAAGUUCAGUGCACGCUCGCUUACACGCCGAGUGAUUUAUUUCGAUAAAUGAAAACGUUAAUUGCAAACAAGAAAUAAUAUCAAUUGAAAGCUUGGAGGAAAAAACUCAACAAAGAAAAACUAAUAUGAUUUGGAAAACGCAUUUUUUAUUUGCGCUGUUGGCGCUUAUAAGUACGACACAGGCGCGUCAUCUUGGGGAUGCACCGCGCGAUGCGAGCGAAAAAGUACCUUGGGAAUUGAAUGAGGCGCUAUCGGCCAGCGGACGCUUGCGUAGUUUCAACGGAAGUUGGAUUAAUGAUGCUGAAUUCGCCUAUCGAGCAGCUGAUGGCUAUCUUUACAAAUAUAAUGUGGCUACGCUGAAUCUGUCGUUGAUUUUGCCACCAGCUAUAUUUGAAGUGUAUCCUUCCGAUUUGACAAUCACCUUCUCGCCAGACAACACCAAGUUGCUCAUACGCUACGACGUCGAACAACUUUUCAGGCAUUCGGUUAUCGCUAAAUACUCGCUACUGGACAUUGAAACGAGAAAUGAGACGAAGAUCCAUGGCGGUGAGAAGCUGCAGUUUUGCAGCUGGUCUCCUUCGAAAAAUCGUCUCGCCUAUGUCUACGAUAAUAAUGUUCAUGUUCAUUAUGAAGACGAUGAGGAAUUGCAGCUUACCAGCGAUGGUGUCACAGGCGUCAUAUACAACGGCAUACCCGAUUGGGUAUACGAAGAAGAGGUGCUCUCCAGCGGCAGCGCCGCGUGGUGGUCUAAAGAUGGCACUUAUUUGAUCAGCGGCUACUUCAACGAUGUCGACGUGAAGACAUUCAAGUAUCAAGUGUACGAAGAUAAAUAUGUGAAUAACUCAUUGCUUGAAUAUCAAUAUCCAGAAGAGCUCGAACUGAAAUACCCCAAAGUGGGCACGCCCAAUCCUCUGGUGGCAUUGCGUCUUUUCAAUGUGGACACUAAACAGCUGCAGCCGGUUAACAUAACAGCACCGGUGGAGGUGGUCACAGCUGAUCAUGUCUUACAGAACGUUGUGUGGAUCAACGGCACCCGCGUGUUGUUGGUUUGGCUGAAUCGUCGUCAAAAUUUGGCUUCAUUCCAGGAGUGCACGGUGGAUGGUGUUUGCCGUGAGGUGACACGUUUGCAAGAACCCGACGGUUGGAUAAUGCUCAGCACACCCACUUGUGAGGAAAGCAGUUGCAUAUUCACCUACUGGAUUGAUGAUUGGGUUCAGGUGUGGAACUUGAACUUGACAACGGGCAAGAACGAAUGGAUUUCGCGUGGAAACUUUACAGUGUUGCAGGUUUACUUCUAUGUUGCGGCUGCCGAUGAGCUCUACUAUCAGGCUACUUUGAAGGAUCAACCCUUCCAACAGCAUGUCUUCCGCAACAAUGACUGCUUAAGCUGUGAUUUGCGCGAUACCGACGGCAAUGUCUGCCGCUCUGCUGGUGUCUCUUUUAGCACGAAUCGGACUUACUAUAUUUUGGCCUGCAAUGGACCCGGCCCUUCGGUUAUAAGAAUUUUCGAAAGACAGACUAAUCGCGAAAUUUCUGUUUGGGAGAAUAACAACGGAUUCCGUGAAUACUUUGCCAAUAAGCUGUUUCCUAACAGUACCUACUUGAACGUCUCACUCCCCGAUGGCUCUUUCGCAGCUGUGAAGUUACAAUUUCCACCGAAUUUUGAUCAAACCAAAAAAUAUCCAAUGAUUGUUAAUGUCUAUGGCGGUCCCAACUCAGUGCGCGUUACAAGCGCUUUUAGCACAGGCUUCAAUCUAUUUGUUACCACCAAUCGUGAGGUAAUCUAUGCGUUUAUUGACGGACGCGGCACUGGCAAUAAGGGAAAGAAGUUACUCUUCAGUGUCAAUAACCAUUUGGGCGAUUUGGAGGCACAAGAUCAGAUCUUUGUGACCAAAUACCUGCAGACUCUAUAUCCAUUUGUCGAUGGCGAACGUGUUGGUAUUUGGGGUUGGAGUUAUGGUGGUUAUAUGACAUUGAAAACUUUGGAGUAUGAUACCAACAAUGUGUUCCAGUGUGGUGUAAGUGUGGCGCCAGUUACCUCGUGGUUGUACUAUGACACCAUCUACACUGAGCGUUAUAUGGGUUUGCCAACGGAGGAAGAUAACUUGGCCGGCUAUGUGAAUAGUAGCGUGUUUCGCUCGCUCGAUACCUUCAACAUUCAUGACCUUCUGCUGAUCCAUGGCACUGCCGAUGAUAAUGUACAUUACCAGAACUCACUGCUAUUAGCUAAGAAGUUGCAAACAGCUAAUAUUCCUUUUGACGAGAUGUCCUACACCGAUGAAAACCAUUCGAUUAGCAGCUUUUUACCGCAUCUCUACAAUACGAUUGAUAACUUCUUCAUUAGCUGUUUAAAUUUGCAUGUGCGUGAUGAAGAUGCAAGUGAGUCUGAUUCAAGUAAAUGAAAUAAAAUUAAAUGAGACUGGAAUUCAAAUGAAUGACGACAUACAUACAUAUGUAAUUAGUCGAAGUUAAUAUUAGUUAAUUAAUAAUAUUGCCAAUGACUUUUCUUAAUACUAAUUUAAAUGUACUUCAAAACAAUUU